AUGAGCGUUUCCCGCAGGCUGCUCGCCGUCGCGCGGCGACAGGCACCGAUGUUGCAAAGCUGUGCCAGGACAGCUUCACGAUGGUCAAUCCUCCAAGCAAGUAGAGGCAUACAUCAACAACCGCCACGCAAUGCUCAACACAACGCGGCAGCUAGAGCGGAGGAAGAUUCUGUACAGAGCGAAUCGCUCAACCCAGCAUUGUCCUUUCCGUGCCUUGACGCACUCGAAUCGAAAUCCGCUUCCCUCUCGAAACGCUCGACCGCAGGCCCUGAGCCAUCGUAUACGUCCGGGCAUACCGAGAUUUUUCAUUCGAAACAGCCUAUACUUCUGGACUGGGGCGGUGUAUUGCCACAAUUCGACGUGGCAUACGAGACCUGGGGAAGCCUGAACCAGGACAAAAGCAACGCCAUAUUGCUGCACACUGGCCUUUCAGCUUCAAGUCAUGCACACAGUACCGAGUCGAAUCCCAAGCCAGGGUGGUGGGAGAAGUUCAUCGGGCCGGACAAGCCUCUGGACACCACCAAGUACUUCGUCAUCUGCACAAACGUCAUUGGAGGAUGCUACGGUUCGACGGGACCUUCUUCAAUCGAUUCAACGAGCGGCAAGCGCUAUGCGACACGAUUUCCCAUUCUGACGAUGGAGGACAUGGUACGCGCACAGUUCCGGCUGUUGGAUGACCUGGGCAUCCAGAAGCUAUACGCAAGUGUAGGAUCCAGCAUGGGUGGCAUGCAGAGUCUCGCGGCCGGCAACUUGUUUCCUGAGCGAGUCGGUCGGCUUGUCAGCAUCAGUGGCUGUGCGCGCAGCCACCCCUACAGUAUCGCCAUGAGGCAUACACAACGGCAAGCACUCAUGAUGGACCCCAAUUGGGCUCGAGGCUUCUACUACGAUAGCAUCCCCCCACAUGGUGGCAUGAAGCUGGCUCGUGAGAUCGCGACCGUCACAUACCGAAGUGGGCCAGAGUGGGAGCUACGGUUCGGCCGUCGUCGCGCAGACCCGUCGCGGCCACCAGCGCUCUGUCCUGAUUUCCUCGUCGAGACGUACUUGGACCACGCCGGUGAGAAGUGGUGUUUGGAGUACGAUCCCAAUAGUCUGUUGUAUGUUUCGAAAGCCAUGGAUAUGUUCGAUCUGGGUCAGGAGCAUCGCAAUCGUGUCAACGAGCGCAGGGCUGCAAAUGCAAGCAAAGUACAGGCAUAUCUUGAUGGCAAGGGUACUGAGUCUGAAGCCAUCGCUGAUGCUUGCAGCUUGACCCUUCCCGAGCAGCCAUACGAAGAGAAAGAACAGCCUGCAGACUUUGACGAAAGCAACGCCCCUACGGCUGACGGGAGCGAGCCGCCAGCCGACUUGGUUGCGGGUCUUCGACCGUUGGCCAACACCCCAGCACUAGUUCUAGGUGUCGCGAGCGAUAUUCUGUUUCCUGCGUGGCAGCAGCGCGAGAUUGCAACGACGCUGAAGCGCGCAGGAAACAAGAACGUGACACACAUCGAGCUGGGUGAGGAGAAGAGCAUGUUUGGUCACGACACUUUCCUUCUCGAUCUCGAGAACGUCGGUGGCGCAGUCAAGUCGUUCCUUGGUUGA
This is a messenger RNA of Ascochyta rabiei, 1575 nucleotides long. Its product is annotated as Homoserine O-acetyltransferase. Gene Ontology annotation, molecular function: homoserine O-acetyltransferase activity; L-serine O-acetyltransferase activity. The transcript has 2 exons. NCBI's taxonomy places the organism in Eukaryota, Fungi, Ascomycota, Dothideomycetes, Pleosporales, Didymellaceae. The coding region runs from base 1 to 1575 and encodes 524 amino acids. The record is from RefSeq and is a predicted model, not a curated record. Gene Ontology annotation, biological process: L-homoserine metabolic process.